GUGGCUGCGGCUGUCUCAGCAACGGCUCGCGCCUCCCCAUCCCCCAGUUCCCAGAGCUCUUCCCGCCUGCCGCGGUGGAGACCCAGGCCGAAGGCGGGGAAGCCCGGUCCAGCCCGUUCCUCUGCCCGCGCGGCGGGAGCAUCGUUCCGGAGGACUGCCCGAAGGCAAGCCUCGCAGCCGGAGAGCGCGGCGCACACGCGCGCCUCCCUGCCGCGGCCGUCCUCUCUUCCCUCCUUCCUCUCCUCUCUCCCCUCCCCUCUCCUCCGCCCCCAACCUCUGCUGCGGCGGGAGGAAGAACCCUUCCCGACUAGCCCAGAGAACCCAGGUCGAUUCUCAUUCCCGGAGAAAGAGCCCCCUUUGGGAUCCGGCUGGUCGCUCGCCCCCGGCCACGGAAGUGACUGGUCGUCUAUUGGGAGAGCUCGCUUCUAGCGCAGCCCCCGACCCUCACCCAGCCGCAGCCGCAUAGACAGCGCUCCCCAGCGGGCCCCCGGCCCCGCCGAGCCCACUCCCCGCUUGGGGCCAGGGCCGGCGAUGCCUGGCGCGGCAACGGCGGUGGCCGCGGCUGCUGCUGCUGCCGCCACGGCUGCUGGCCGGAGCCCGGGUCGGGGGCUCGAGUCUCCGCAGUGGGGCUGAGCCCGCAGCCCCGCCCCCCGAGCCUGAGGCCGCUGCUCCGCCGGGCGCCGGGCCUUCUCCGCCCGCGCCUCCGCCCCAGGAACUGGAGCCAAGCGGGGAGCCCGGGCCCCGCGCCCAGGCCCGGACCAUGCAUGGCCACCGAGUCCCGGGGGGCCCUGGGCCUUCGGAUCCCGAACGCUCAGCGGCAAAUACCCCUGGCGCCGCUCCGCUGGCCUGUGCCGACUCGGACCCUGGAGCCUUGGAAUCCGGACUGCCGGUGCGCAGGGGCUCAGGCUCGGCUCUUGGAGGCCCUCUGGAUCCUCAGUUUGUUGGACCCUCGGACGCCAGCCUGGGAGCGCCUCCAAGCUCCCGGGUCUUGCCCUGCGGCCCUAGCCCUCAGCACCACCGGGCCCUGCGCUUCUCCUACCACCUGGAGGGCUCGCAGCCUCGGCCUGGACUGCACCAGGGAAACCGGAUCCUGGUUAAAAGUUUGUCCCUUGACCCUGGCCAGAGCCUUGAGCCUCAUCCAGAAGGUCCCCAACGGCUUCGCUCAGAUCCAGGCCCUCCCACUGAAAUCCCUGGCCCACGUCCUUCACCACUAAAGCGGGCACCAGGCCCAAAGCCACAGGUCCCCCCAAAGCCCAGCUACCAGAUGCCCCGGGUGCUUCCUCCUCCUGAGCCCAUUCCUCCGCCACCAUCACGCCCUCUGCCUGCAGACCCUAGAGUGGCCAAGGGUCUUGCCCCCAGAGCUGAGGCCAGCACUAGUUCUGCAGCAGUAUCAUCAUUGAUCGAGAAGUUUGAAAGAGAGCCUGUGAUUGUCGCUUCGGAUAGGCCAGCCCCUGGCCCCUGCCCAGUUCCCCCAGAGCCAGCCAUGUUGCCACAGCCACCCCCGCAGCCAACAGGGUCCCAGCUCCCUGAGGGUGAGGCUUCUCGCUGCCUGUUCCUGCUGGCUCCUGGGCCCCGGGAUGGUGAGAAGGUGCCUAACCGGGACAGCGGCAUUGACAGCAUCAGCUCGCCAUCCAACAGUGAAGAGACCUGCUUCGUCAGUGAUGACGGGCCCCCCAGCCACAGCCUCUGUCCUGGGCCCCCUGCCCUGGCUAGUAUGCCAGUGGCUUUGGCCGACCCCCACCGGCCUGGCUCCCAGGAGGUUGACAGUGACCUGGAAGAGGAAGAGGAGGAGGAAGAAGAGGAGGAAAAGGAAAGAGAAAUUCCAGUGCCCCCGAUGGAGAGACAGGAGUCUGUGGAGCUGACCGUGCAGCAGAAGGUAUUCCAUAUUGCCAAUGAACUCCUGCAAACUGAGAAGGCCUAUGUUUCCAGGCUUCAUCUCCUGGAUCAGGUAUUCUGUGCCCGGCUGCUGGAAGAAGCUCGGAACCGCAGUUCCUUCCCUGCAGAUGUUGUCCAUGGCAUCUUCUCUAACAUCUGCUCCAUCUACUGCUUCCAUCAGCAGUUCCUGCUGCCUGAGCUGGAGAAGCGCAUGGAGGAAUGGGACCGCUACCCACGCAUUGGUGACAUCCUUCAGAAGUUGGCACCCUUCCUCAAGAUGUAUGGCGAGUAUGUGAAAAACUUCGACCGGGCUGUAGAGCUGGUCAACACAUGGACAGAGCGUUCUACCCAGUUUAAAGUCAUCAUCCAUGAAGUACAGAAGGAGGAAGCCUGUGGCAACCUGACCUUGCAGCACCACAUGCUGGAGCCCGUGCAGCGUAUCCCCCGCUAUGAGCUUCUUCUCAAGGACUAUCUGUUAAAGCUGCCUCAUGGCUCCCCGGACAGCAAGGAUGCCCAGAAGUCUUUGGAGCUGAUAGCCACAGCAGCAGAACACUCUAAUGCUGCCAUCCGUAAAAUGGAACGAAUGCACAAGCUGCUGAAGGUCUAUGAGCUGCUAGGGGGUGAGGAGGACAUUGUCAGUCCCACCAAAGAGCUCAUAAAAGAAGGUCAUAUCCUUAAGCUGUCAGCAAAGAAUGGGACCACUCAAGAUCGAUACCUCAUAUUAUUCAACGACCGCCUUCUUUACUGCGUGCCCAGGCUGCGGCUCCUUGGCCAGAAGUUUAGCGUGCGGGCACGUAUUGAUGUGGAUGGCAUGGAGCUAAAGGAGAGCUCCAACCUCAACAUGCCUCGGACCUUCUUGGUGUCAGGAAAACAGCGCUCUCUCGAACUCCAGGCCAGGACUGAUGAGGAGAAGAAAGACUGGGUCCAGGCCAUCAAUUCUACCCUCCUGAAGCAUGAACAGACCCUGGAGACUUUCAAACUGUUGAACUCAACAAACAGGGAUGAUGAAGAUACUCCCCCUAACUCUCCAAACGUGGAUCUUGGGAAGAGGGCACCUACGCCUAUCCGGGAAAAGGAAGUCACCAUGUGCAUGCGCUGCCAGGAGCCCUUCAAUUCCAUCACCAAACGCAGGCACCACUGCAAGGCCUGUGGGCAUGUGGUUUGUGGGAAAUGCUCUGAGUUCCGAGCACGACUCAUCUAUGACAACAAUCGUUCCAACCGUGUGUGCACUGAUUGCUAUGUGGCCUUGCAUGGAGCACCCGGGAGCAGUCCAGCCUGUAGCCAACAUACACCCCAGCGCAGGAGGUCCAUCCUAGAGAAUGAACCCUGGUGUUGUACAUCUAUGGAGCCCCUCCAGGAUGUGAAAGCCCAACGCAGCCUGCCCCUCAUUGGCUUUGAGGUGGGGCCUCCUGAGGCAGGGGAGCGGCCAGACAGGAGGCAUGUCUUCAAGAUCACCCAGAGCCACCUAAGCUGGUACUUCAGCCCAGAGACAGAAGAACUCCAGCGGCGCUGGAUGGCUGUGCUUGGCAGGGCGGGCCGUGGGGACACAUUCUGCCCAGGGCCCACACUGUCUGAGGACAAGGAGAUGGAGGAGACACCAGUGGCAGCUUCAGGAGCCACUGCUGAACCUCCUGAAGCCUCCCAGACCCGAGACAAGACCUAGAGGGUUUGGGGGGGAACUGGGAGUUCCUGCCCCACACUCCAGCUGCCCAUGUUCAAUUGGGGGCUCUAGCCCACUCCCAAUGCAGUCAAUACUUGAAUUCCCAUCAAGGGCACUUUCAAUCCCGAAUGCUGGGUCUUGGGUUUUUUAAUUCAUCUUUUCACAAAAUGUGGGCUUUUUAAAAAAGAAAGACAAACUAUUCCUACAUUGAUGUUAAUUUUUUAAAUCCCUGUCCCCAGGGAGGGCAGGAGCUAAUUGCUAGACUCACUUGAAUUAGUCUGUUUCCUCCCAGUAUCCCACAGAUCCUACUUUCAUCUAGUUCCCCACAAAAGUACCAGAGGCAGGAGACCUGGAUUCAAGUGCCAGCUCUGCUACUGACCCUGGGACCCCAAUCCACCCUUUCCUCCUCAGCCAGUGUCUUCACAUGUAUGACUUUACAUGGGGUGGUGACUAGACCCUUCUUGCCUUUCCCAUGGCUUAUAGCUUCUACCUAGCCCCAAAGCAAUCCAGUAUUUUAUCGUCCAGAUCCAUGGCAGGGCCACUGGGCAGGACGGGAAUGGGGGGCGGGAGGGGAGGACAAUGGAUACUGUUUUUUAAAGAAAAAUACAGUUUAUUUCAGGCGUACAGUAACUUUCAGAGCACUGCUAUGGUCCGUCCGUUUGUCCGAAGUCCCAGGCUACUAAGGGAGAUGGGAGGGUGCAGAAACUACUCUCUUGAUGAAUUUUGAAGCUCAGCUCUCAGAAAGCUGAUUCCAAGGUUAAAUCAUGAAUUAAACAAGAAAGUGUUAUGUUA
This is a messenger RNA of Rattus rattus (black rat), 4327 nucleotides long. It is a transcript of the gene Fgd1, whose product is annotated as FYVE, RhoGEF and PH domain containing 1. Lineage: Eukaryota; Metazoa; Chordata; Mammalia; Rodentia; Muridae. The record is from RefSeq and is a predicted model, not a curated record. Gene Ontology annotation, biological process: cytoskeleton organization; filopodium assembly. Gene Ontology annotation, cellular component: cytoplasm. Gene Ontology annotation, molecular function: guanyl-nucleotide exchange factor activity; metal ion binding.